AACCUUGUAUUGUCAAGCAUAAUAUUUCUGAUUUCAGUUCAAGGAGAAUGGCCAAAGUUCUUCUUUCCGCCCUCCUCUUUGGCCUGCUGCUCUUCGUAGUGGAUGCAUCUCGCAACACUCAGCUGACUGGCAGGGAGAGCGAUGUGACUUACGUCAUCGAUGGGCCUCGUGAAGGUAACCAGGCUGCUGAUCUCAAUGUUAUCAUCCAGAACACCCCGAAACACGGCCUCCAAGAUACAUACUGCUGCCUGAGGAACGGCUUUGGAUGUGUUCAGGAGUGCGACUCCAACAUCAAAUACUACUGCUGCCUGAAGAAUGGAUUCGGAUGCCAACAGUUCUGCGAGGAAAACGUUAAUUAUUUCUGCUGCCUCAAGAAUGGAUUUGGCAGCUGCCAGCAGCUCUGCGACUCGUCCAAGGAACACUACUGCUGCAAAAAGAACGGCUUUGGGAGCUGCACUGGAAUGUGCCCCAAAACCGUGGACCUGAUGAAGUGAUCUGCGUUUGAUGAAAAGUGUAUGCAACAUCUGGAAUCAAAAGCUUAUAAUUGCUGAUACUCUUUA
Selaginella moellendorffii is the source of this 560-nucleotide messenger RNA. RefSeq lists its product as uncharacterized. The record is from RefSeq and is a predicted model, not a curated record. The transcript has 3 exons. The coding region runs from base 48 to 494 and encodes 148 amino acids. Lineage: Eukaryota; Viridiplantae; Streptophyta; Lycopodiopsida; Selaginellales; Selaginellaceae.